Molecule: messenger RNA, 1272 nt
Organism: Rattus rattus (black rat)
Lineage: Eukaryota; Metazoa; Chordata; Mammalia; Rodentia; Muridae
Product: aspartate aminotransferase, mitochondrial-like
Biological process (GO): biosynthetic process; L-aspartate catabolic process
Cellular component (GO): mitochondrion
Molecular function (GO): L-aspartate:2-oxoglutarate transaminase activity; pyridoxal phosphate binding
Source: RefSeq, a predicted model, not a curated record
AUGGCCCUCCUGCACUCCGGGAUGGCUACUACCUUUCACCCAGGCCUUGCAGCUGCAGCCUCUGCCAGAGCCAGCUCCUGGUGGACCUAUGUUGAAAUGGGACCUCCAGAUCCCAUCCUGGGAGUGACUGAAGCCUUCAAGAGAGAUACCAACAACAAGAAGAUGAACCUGGGAGUCGGUGCCUACCGGGAUGAUAAUGGAAAACCUUACGUGAUCCCCAGUAUCCGGAAGGCAGAGGCCCAGAUUGCUGGAAAAAAUUUGGACGAAGAAUGCCUACCCAUCGGGGGACUGGCUGGUUUUUGUAAGGCUUCUGCAGAACUGGCCCUGGGCAAGAACAAUGAAGUGUUGAAAAGCGGCCAGUUUGUAACUGUGCAGAUCAUUUCUGGGACUAGAGCCUUAAGGGUCGGAGCCAGUUUUCUGCAAAGAUAUUUUAAGUCCAGCCAAGAUGUUUUUCUACCCAAACCAUCCUGGGGAAACCACACGCCCAUCUUCAGGGAUGCCGGCAUACAGCUACAAGGUUAUCGAUACUAUGACCCAAAGACUUGCGGCUUUGACUUCCUAGAAGUCAUAUCAAAAAUCCCACAGCAGAGUGUUCUCCUUCUGCACGCCUGUGCUCACAACCCCAUGGGUAUGGACCCACGUCCAGAGCAGUGGAAGGAAAUGGUGUCCGUGGUGAAUUUGAAAAAGAGUCUCUUCGCAUUCUUUGACAUGGCCCACCAAGUCUUUGCCAGCGGCGAUGGUGAUAAGGACGCCUGGGCUGUGCAGCACUUCAUCGACCAGGGCAUCAAUGUCUGCCUCUGCCAAUCCUAUGCCAAGAACAUGGGCCUGUACGGUGAGCGUGUGGGAGCCUUCACGGUGGUCUGCAAAGAUGCGGAAGAAACCAAAAGGGUGGAGUCACAGCUGAAGAUCCUGAUUCGCCCCUUGUAUUCCAGCCCGCCUCUCAAUGGAGCCCGGAUCGCUGCAACUAUCCUGACUUCUCCAGACUUGCGAAAGCAAUGGUUGCAAGAGGUGAAAGGCAUGGCUGACCGCAUCAUCAGCAUGAGGACCCAGUUGGUCUCCAACCUGAAGAAAGAGGGCUCAUCCCACAACUGGCAGCACAUCACCGACCAGAUUGGCAUAUUCUGCUUCACCGGCCUAAAGCCUGAGCAGGUGGAGCGAUUGGCCAAAGAGUUCUCAGUCUACAUGAUAAAGGAUGGCCGAAUCUCCGUGGCCGGGGCCACCUCUGGCAAUGUGUGCUACCUCGCCCAUGUCAUUCACCAGGUCACCAAGUAA